AUGGCGACUCGAUUUGAGAUGCUGGAUAAGCAACUCGACCGUUUGGAAAGGCUGUUUGCAAGGAAGAAGCGGGUCACGGAGUUUGACGAUAACUCAGAAGUUGCAAGGAAGAGGCCUGCGACUCCAAUCCCUUUCUCACCACGCUUCGACGCAACCUCAAUGAGCUUUCCGCAACCCUCGUAUAUUCGGCCAACAUCCUCCCGAAUGAUGGCGAGGGAAGAGAUCUCCAUGGCACCACAGUACAUUCGGCGAGCUCGAAGCCUACCCGAGGCAUCUAACACUCCCAGCCUGGGGGCCCCGGCACCUGAGAAUGAAAGCACGACCGCUGUUGGCGACGUGCUCAGCGAAUUUCCAGCUGUCCCAUCGCGCCAGCCCUCAAUCGCGGCCAGCAUAGCCAUGCGGUCGUCUUCAAGCUCCCCUCAGGCCCGCAGCGGUCGCCCAUCACCAGAACUAAUGGAGUUUACCUUCUCCCCAUCAUCAGCAGGUCCCGACAGCGACUCGUCCGCCACGGGACGACGCUCCAGGACCGGCACGAGGACACCCAUUCGGACGCCUUCUGUCUCCCCGAAAGCUCAGUCUGGUCGGACACGGUACUUCACUGGUGCUCAAGAAUCUCCGAUUAGCCCGGCAUCGUUGCAGCAGAAACUCAUGCGUUCUCCGAAGUCUUCACUUCGGAAGUUACUGGCACCACCGCUUUCGGCCCGGCCCACUCUGUCGAUCAGGACUAAGCUAGGUGAUGAUGGCAAGAAUAUCAACAGGUCUAGGAGUCUGUCGAUAUCGGGCGCCAAUGCCAGGGAUGCGAGUGAAGCUCUACGGAAAUCCAUCAGCCUUUCCAAUCUCUUUGCUUUGGCGCCGUCGAAUCCGGACACUGCGUCCUUCAAGGAACCCAGCCUGAAUGAUUUCCUUGCAUUGAGCGACGACGACAUCGCUGAUGGUGAGAACACUUCGCGGGUUCAGCCUGCUAAAUUAAACCCCCCUACCUUCGGGUUGCCUUCAAGUCCGUCGCCUACCGCCUCGCCGGUUCGGAGCAAGCCAGCUCACCCCCUCCUAACCCUCUCUCCGCCCUUGGCUAGCCGCCCGGCCGCCGCCGCCGCUUUUGAGGCUGCAAGGAUCGCAACAAAGUACCAGUUCGACCUCGUCUACGUGGUCAACCUGUGGCCGAGCCACAUGAGCCGGCCCAGCCAUUCCUCACCCCUCAGCCGGUCCUGUGGCACACCUGUCGCAACCUCUUUCUCCACAGCCCCGACGCCAUCCCCACCCGAAUCUCCAGUCUCUCAGGUGUCUGAAUAUGACAGCAGCCAUGACUCCCGAGCCCCGACUCCCCGCGAUGUCCCGCGAAGUGGAAUCACUGGGCGUUUGCUCGCCGCGUACGGCCUUACAUCGCUUAUGAACCCCUUCCGUAUCUCCGCACCAGCCCAUCAAAAGAUGCUUCGCACGUCCGACUGGCUCAAGUAUAACAAUUACACCGGCAUCAAAGACGAGUUCGCCUGCGGCUACGGUCGCUCUUUUUACACCGGGCACAGCGCCGCUAGGGGGAGCGACGCCCAACACACCACGACUGCACAGCAUAAGAACCAGCCUGCCAACCGUGGCAUCGUAUUUGCUGCGUUCCGGGUGCCGCGUGAGGAUGGAGAACCCAUCAGUCUCAACCCCCAAGAGCUUGAGGAACUGCACCAGGAUGCCCAGGCACUUGUCGAUAUGCUCAUCGACAUGCACAUGACCCCUCGCCGGAGUCCCACUCCUAUUUCGGCUACACCAAGCCGGAGGAUGAUGGGGCCAAGCACACCGCUGGUUACGGCUUAG
Messenger RNA from Dichotomopilus funicola, 1803 nucleotides. RefSeq lists its product as uncharacterized. Bases 1 to 1803 code for a protein of 600 amino acids. Lineage: Eukaryota; Fungi; Ascomycota; Sordariomycetes; Sordariales; Chaetomiaceae. The transcript is spliced from 2 exons. The record is from RefSeq and is a predicted model, not a curated record.